AUGGAUAAGCCCGCAAGAGCCGCUCAACGGCAGAUUGACAGGGAGCUUAGGGAUGCAAAGAAGGCCCAAGAGCAAAAGGAAAAGGAAGAACGAGCUGCUGCGCGGCAGCAAUCGCGGUUGUGGGGGGUCCAGGUUGCCCGCGGGUCCGCCGCCGGGGGCGAUGGCUUAUCAAUGAAUGUGGUUGAAGCAGCUAGUGAUGCCUCCUUCGCGGAUAAUUCAGAAAGAAGAUCAACAGAAGGUUACAUCUUCAAACUUUUUGAAGGACCUGUUGAUUGGAAGUCAAAGAGGCAGAGAAUAAUAACAACUUCCACCACCGAAGCUGAACUACUAGCUAUAUCACAGGCAGGCAAAGAGUCAAUCUGGUGGAAACGAUUCUUUGAUCAUCUGGGAUUCGAUCCAGGGCACAAGAUCUCAAUUCAAUGCGACAAUCGACAAACAGUUGGCAUCCUUACUAAGGAAGAUCCUUCCAUCACAACCAAAUUACGCCACGUUGAUAUCUACGGCAACUGGUUGCGAGAACGGAUACAAUCCGGCGAUAUCUCGGUGCGAUGGACGCCUACAACCAGCAUGCCAGCGGACGGGUUGACCAAGCCAUUAUCACAACAGAAGCAGAGGGAAUUUAUCAAACAGAUAGGAUUAGUUGAUAUAACUGAUCUUGUCAAUAAAAUAACAAAAUAA
Messenger RNA from Histoplasma mississippiense, 678 nucleotides. RefSeq lists its product with no specific name. The transcript has 3 exons. NCBI's taxonomy places the organism in Eukaryota, Fungi, Ascomycota, Eurotiomycetes, Onygenales, Ajellomycetaceae. The record is from RefSeq and is a predicted model, not a curated record. The coding region runs from base 1 to 678 and encodes 225 amino acids.